AUGAGUGUGUUGGUGUGUGCACAUGUGCGUCUGUGUGAAGUGUUGCCUCGUCGGCUACGAAGCCAUCUGUUCCCAUCUCUUUCGGCAAACCGGCGAGACGGCUCGAGAGGCGGGGCAGAUCAGAUAACUCGGCCGGCUUCGGACUGGGUAUCAUUAAUCGCCCAUUUUUUACGUCUUCAUUUCACUUUGAAUCACCAUCCUCCAUCCCAGCAGGCUAGUCAACCCUCGGCAUUCAACUCUGCCCCACCCCGCUUUUCUGUAGGUGGAACCUCUCGCCUCACCACACCCUCGGUCCAUUGGCCCAAGUCACUGUUUGCCCUUGUCCGGUCUUCAACGCAGUGGGCGACUUGUUCCGUCCACACACCCACUCUGCUACCCAGUCGGCCCCAGCGUCUGGCUCAUCGGACGCAUGGGAUUGAGGGAGAAAAGGAGGUGUGUUUCCUAGGCUCACAUGACUUGACUGCGUCUCCUCACGUCUGGGACCCUUUGCAUCGGCGCAAAACGCAAAAUGCAAAACGCAAAACGGUCAUUACUUCAAUUUUGCCGGUCCAGCCAAGCCAGUCGGUUUAUUUGGCCGGUGAAUUCGGUUUAUUCACGUUUAGUCACGUUAACUACAUUUGGCAGUACUCUUCUUUCGCCCCAUUGCCAGUUACACAACCUGACCUGGGCCAGAUCAAAUUGGCUUAUCUAUCCAGUCUAGUUUCUUUCUCUCUUAUCUAUCGGCCCAUCUAUCCACAUGUCUACCUCUACUACCUCCAUUUGUCUCUCCCUUUAUCUUUCAGUUCGCUUGUUCGUCAAGCUGUCUCUCCACUCAUCUCGUCAUCUACACUGGCACUGUCUUUUUUGCAGCCCAUCCUACCAUCUUUAUGUGUCUUUUUGGCUCUGCAUGCUGCGCUCUACUCAGUCCAGUUGACAUGUCUAGGCAUACACACGAUAACUCGUCAUUUGGUGGGGUUAAACUCUCCGAUUACACAAGGCUUUUCCAUUCCACUCCCACUUUUGAUGACUAUCUCUAUUGGCAUCUUCACUGCAGACUCGCUUCUCCUCAUUCUAAUCGGACGGAGAACUGUACGGGCCGCCUCGAGUACCACUGGCUGGGGUGCAUUUAUACCGGAACAAGCAGAAGCAGACUGCCUCAUCUUCGAGUUGUACACAGACAGAAACAGUCGUCACAACCGCACACAUUUAUUGGCAUACUCGAGGAACCUGACCUUGCUCCGCCUGAUGGCGAGGCGGAGCGGUAGAAUUGACCUUUUCGGGGCUGUCGUUCUUCGGUACCACUUUCGACAAGUCGUCUUCCGACCUGAGACAGCCUCGCGCCUCCGAGGCCGGCUGGCUCCAGCUCGAGCGACUUGCGGCUCGGUAGGGCCUCACGGCCGGAGAGUAGGAGGAGAACGGUAUGGAGGCAGGCUGGUGGGACCCGGAAGGUGGGAAGGGAGGGCAAACAGUGGAAAGGAGUCUGCGGCGGGUCACUCGGCUCCGAUGGCCGAUGCUCUCGACGCGAGGUUGUGCAUCCUCGUGAAGUCGUUUAACGCUUCGUCACACUCCUCGUCGGCGUUGAAACCGAAACGGGCGACAUUCAUUCGCUGUCGAGUGGAUUUUUAG
Molecule: messenger RNA, 1605 nt
Organism: Protopolystoma xenopodis
Lineage: Eukaryota; Metazoa; Platyhelminthes; Monogenea; Polystomatidea; Polystomatidae
Source: the annotation of a GenBank genome assembly